Molecule: messenger RNA, 564 nt
Organism: Daktulosphaira vitifoliae (grape phylloxera)
Lineage: Eukaryota; Metazoa; Arthropoda; Insecta; Hemiptera; Phylloxeridae
Exons: 4
Coding region: 1-564 (187 amino acids)
Source: RefSeq, a predicted model, not a curated record
AUGGAGAAAAAAGAAGUAACAGAGAGUAAUUAUGAAUCAGUAUUAGAAGUUGGGGAUGUUUCUGCUAAUCCUAUUGAAGACUUAAAACACAUAACCGAACAUGUGUUAACAAAUGUUUUAUCUAAUAAAGAUAACUUUGUAACCUGUGCAGAAGAAAUUUUAGUAGACGUACAAGAUAAUCUUAAUGACUUGAUGGGCGAAAUAAAUACUAUAGCUGGAUUAGUAAAAAAUCAUCAUACGCUUACACUACCAUUUGAGUUUAUUUAUUUAUUAAGUGAUGGGAAAAAUGUAGACGAGGUUCUAAAGCAUCGAAUAGAACAUAAAAUUCUAACAUGGUUCAAAAACCUAAAUACAAUGAUGGCAUAUAAAGUACAAGUAAUGCUAGAUAAAAAUCCUGCAGCUUUACCAUCGGAAUUUCUUCUUUAUUGGAAAAAUCGGGAAGCUUAUUUCACUAAUUUAUACACGCAAAUUGAUAAAAAAAUUGGGUAUUUUUUAACUAUCACUAAUAGCCCGUACACAACCAUUUAUAAACAAAUGGUCGAUACAAUAGUUUCAGGUAUGUGA